Messenger RNA from Botrytis porri, 531 nucleotides. RefSeq lists its product as uncharacterized. Bases 1 to 531 code for a protein of 176 amino acids. NCBI's taxonomy places the organism in Eukaryota, Fungi, Ascomycota, Leotiomycetes, Helotiales, Sclerotiniaceae. The record is from RefSeq and is a predicted model, not a curated record. The transcript has 4 exons. Gene Ontology annotation, molecular function: monooxygenase activity; heme binding; oxidoreductase activity, acting on paired donors, with incorporation or reduction of molecular oxygen.
AUGGAAAACACCAAGGGCAAUAAAGCCGGGCCAUGGCUCAAAGGCGAUAGUUUGCUAGCUAUACUGGCGGGCAGUGAGCCCACUGCGCAAAUCUUGACAGCGAUUUUUCAUGAACUCUCAAUGCAUCGUGAGCAUAUAGCCGAAAUUCGCGAAGAAUUGGGCGUUGUAUGUAUUACCGAUAUUAAGGCCCCCACAAAAACUACCAUACCUAAAUGCCAGGCAAUGCGCCUCCAUCCAAAUCUUUUGACUGGAGGCAGUCGGAAAACAACAGAAAGUGGAGUCACCAUUGACGGCGUGUAUAUUCCUCCACAUAUCACAGUUGUUACACCUCAUUACACUAUUGCCAAAUGUAUGUUAUUCUUAAUAUAUCGUACCAACGAGCUUCAUCAAUGCAGGCGAGGAUUGCUUUGUAAAAGGCACCCAAUUUAUUCCAGAACGCUGGACUACGAACCCCCAGAUGGUGCUGAAUUCAAAGGCACAUAUACCAUUCAGCAUUGGGAAGGACAUCUCAAUUUUCUAGUCAGACUGUAG